GUCACUGAGCCGCGCCAGCUGAGCCAGGUAGGGCCCUACCCUCUUCUGUUGCUUUCUCCCUGUGGCUCGCGCCGUCCCCCGCCGCCCGUCGACCCCGCUUCCAUGUCCCUGGCGGACACAGCUCCCAGGAACCUCCACGCCCAUGGCCACUAGGCAGAGGGAAUCCUCUAUCACCUCCUGCUGUUCCACCUCGAGCUGCGACGCAGACGACGAGGGCGUGCGCGGCACCUGCGAAGAUGCUUCCCUGUGCAAGAGAACUGCCAUCAGCAGCGCCCGACAGCACUCUCCUCCUCACUGCCCAACACUGGGUGGCAAAUCUUUUCAUCUUGGCCACUCUGAUAGGCUGGACAGUGAGGUCCUUCUUCCUAGGGCGCAUGGAAACCUGUUGCAGUCACCUGGGUUUGCGGAGUGGGAGGAGGUUUGCAGUAAGCAUUGGCUACUGGCAUGACCCUUACAUACAGCACUUUGUGAGACUGUCUAAAGAGAGGAAAGCCCCUGAAAUCAACAGAGGAUAUUUUGCUCGAGUCCAUGGUGUCAGUCAGCUUAUAAAGGCAUUUCUACGGAAGACAGAAUGUCAUUGUCAAAUUGUCAACCUUGGGGCAGGCAUGGAUACCACCUUCUGGAGAUUAAAGGAUGAAGAUCUUCUCCCAAGUAAAUAUUUUGAGGUUGACUUUCCAAUGAUUGUCACGAGAAAGCUGCACAGUAUCAAAUGCAAGCCUCCCCUAUCCAGCCCCAUUCUAGAACUGCAUUCAGAGGACACACUUCAGAUGGAUGGACACAUACUGGAUUCAAAGAGAUAUGCCGUUAUUGGAGCAGAUCUCCGAGACCUGUCUGAACUGGAAGAGAAGCUAAAGAAAUGUAACAUGAAUACACAAUUGCCAACACUCCUGAUAGCUGAAUGUGUGCUGGUUUACAUGACUCCAGAGCAGUCCGCAAACCUCCUGAAGUGGGCAGCCAACAGUUUUGAGAGAGCCAUGUUCAUAAACUACGAACAGGUGAACAUGGGUGAUCGGUUUGGGCAGAUCAUGAUUGAAAACCUGCGGAGACGCCAGUGUGACCUGGCGGGAGUGGAGACCUGCAAGUCAUUAGAGUCACAGAAAGAACGGCUCCUGUCGAAUGGGUGGGAAACAGCAUCGGCCGUCGACAUGAUGGAGUUGUACAACAGGUUACCUCGAGCUGAAGUGAGCAGGAUAGAAUCACUUGAAUUCCUGGAUGAAAUGGAGCUGCUGGAGCAGCUCAUGCGGCAUUACUGCCUUUGCUGGGCAACCAAAGGAGGAAAUGAGCUUGGGCUGAAGGAGAUAACUUAUUAAUCUGUCGAAGGCUUAUGCCGAGCCAGAAGCCGAAGCCACUUGCCCUCCUGGAGGAGACCUGCAAGCUCCCUGAGCGGUGGGCGGGCCUCGUCCGCAGGUCUCAUCCCACACUCUUGAGAAGCCUUGGUCACUACAGUGGUCGCACAUGUUCCUCUUCCUGUUCCUGUUGACAUGUCGUUGUUUAAAUAAAUCUCACUUGCCACCA
Molecule: messenger RNA, 1515 nt
Organism: Homo sapiens (human)
Lineage: Eukaryota; Metazoa; Chordata; Mammalia; Primates; Hominidae
Gene: LCMT1
Product: leucine carboxyl methyltransferase 1
Exons: 12
Coding region: 237-1310 (357 amino acids)
Biological process (GO): regulation of signal transduction
Molecular function (GO): protein C-terminal leucine carboxyl O-methyltransferase activity; methyltransferase activity
Source: RefSeq, a predicted model, not a curated record